CGUCAUGAGGCGGCGGUCGGGGCGGGGCAGGCGGGGCCGCCCCCUGAGCUCCGUGCAGCGCGGGGCCGCCCGGCCGCCACGAGAGAUGUUCAACCGGGCUGUGAGCCGGCUCAGCAGGAAGCGGCCGCCGUCAGAGAUAAAUGACAGCGAGGGUCACCCAAGCAGCAGCCGCCAGAGCUCGAAAGGAACCUCAGAAUGGGCUACGUCACUGGAGAACCUCCUUGAAGAUCCUGAAGGAGUUAAACGCUUUAGGGUUGCUAUAUUACCUGAGUUCUUAAAGAAGGAAUUCAGUGAAGAAAACGUUCUGUUCUGGUUAGCGUGCGAGGAAUUCAAGAAAACACAGGGAAAAAAACAGAUGAGAGAAAAAGCUAAAGAAAUAUACACGACCUUCCUGUCAAAUAAAGCUUCAUCGCAAGUCAAUGUUGAAGGGCAGUCACGUCUGAAUGAGACAAUUUUGGAGACACCUCACCCUCUAAUGUUUCAGAAGCUGCAGGAUCAGAUAUUCAAUCUCAUGAAAUACGACAGCUACAGCCGCUUCUUAAAGUCUGACAUAUUCCUAAACCAUAAGAAGUCUGAGGAGCAAGAGGAGAAUUCAUCAGAACCUCAGACUGCAGCUAAAAGAGCAUCGAGAAUCUACAACACAUGAUACAGCGGAUCUCAUGAGGAGAGGCAAUAUAAUGAUGAAAUUACACUCAGGAACAGUCUAUGUUUAUAGCAGUUACAUUUAGGGCUUGAAAAGUUUAAAACCUUUUUAGGAGAUACUUACCUUCUUAAUUGCUUGAAUGACUAAUUGUUUUUGCAAGAGAGCAAGUAACCAAGCACCUAUUGAAAGACUGCUUCCUAGUUAAAAGGCUGAGCUAUUCCUCCAUAGUAUGAAUUGCAUUUAAUAUUUCAUAAGUUGAGCUUUCCAUUUCUUUUUCUUUCUUUUUUUUUUUUUUUUUUUUUCCGUGGGGCGUCACGAUGUAAAGAAACGGGAGACAGGAUGUUUUGUCAUCCAUAUGAGGUGUUUGUUGUUGUUUCUCAGUGUUUGCCUUUUGGUUCUUAUUUGUGCCUGGCUUUUACUUUCCACGUUGUUGGGAGCAGCUGUUGAGGAGUAUGUUUUCAGUUAUUUUGUGCAUGAAUCAUUCAUAGGAAACCAAAAUUGAAGGACAGCAUCUUUCAGGGAUAAGAUCAAUAGACUCCAGUCUUGCUCCUCUCUCAGAAUGUCACUUUUUCUUUCAAGGUGAUGGAGGUUUUGCUUUGCCUUUAUUUAUGAAUCAAAACAUUUUCCUGGUCGUGAUUUUCAUUUCUGUUUUUCUUCAAUUUCUACGCAAUGUUUUUGCUGUAGAUAAUCACCUCCACAGAACGGAUCUUAUCCUACAAUUGGAACCAAAGUUCUUAAUUACAUGGAAUCUCUGAGGAACUCCCAACAGCCACUGGGAAAUCUGACAGUUGAAUUCCCACUUUGGGUACGCUCAGUUCAGCACGUCCUGCAGGUCAGCUCAAGUUGUCCAUCACAUCAGUGACAGGUGCCGGUACUAGAAAGCAGGCAUGUUUUCCUAAGUCACCUCAGUCCUGCAGCGUGUGGCAGCAGUCAUUCUUCACAGGGCCAGCCAACAAACUCUGACUUGGUUUUAAAAUCUUUCUACUAAAGUCAACUUGCCAGUGUUACUAAACUGCAGUUCCAGCUGGAAAAGCAGAAAUAGCUACAAAGCUUUAUUUAUGAGUUUCAGUGUGUAUAGACUAUCUCUGUUUCACUUUCAUUAUUUACUCUUUCAUUUUUUGCACUGCUGUUCUUGAUCCUCUGUUUACAUGCUGGCUAUUCAGAUUGCAGUUGGGUUUUGAUGUAGUUUUGUCUUAUUUUUCCCCAGGAAGGUCAUAUGUGUCAUACAUCGCUGUCACUAUUAGUGGUUUUAAAACGAGGUUUGGGCUGUAGAUUUUGAUGAUACAGAUUCUUUUGGUGGACUUAAUUAUGACUUUGUUCAACUCUGAUCCAUUCUUGAAGGUUAUGUGUUUAAAAGAAAUUGGUUUCUGUGGGUUUGUCUCCUAUUUAAGAGCAGGAGUGGGACUUCCGUGUCUUCUCUCAGAGCUAAAUGGCCUGUUCAUUCUUGGAAAUGAAGUUUUUAAAGGGAAAUGAUAGAGCUCCCACCAAAUGCACGUUUUAAAAUGAAAACUCACUCAUUGCAUAAAAAUUACCUUUUAUGCUCCCAGAGGAUUUAAAAGUGAAGUCAUACUCUUGCUUCAGGCACUUUCAGUAUUGUAUGUUCUCAUGCUUAUCUUGUAUUUGAAUGUUAUGCUGAAUAGGAAUGAAGUAAAUAUGUGCAUGAAUCCUUUUGUUUUAAUGCGGCCUAGGAACUGCAACUGUCCAGUUCUGGACUUGCCAACUAUUUGUAAUCUCAGGAUCAUCUCUUUGGAAAACUGACCACACAGUGAACUCAUAUCUCCUUCCACUGCAAGGGAUGGAACUUCUGAUACAAUCAAGUUCUGCAGAGUGGGCCACUUGAACACAUUUAGGAGCUAAGAUUUGUCUGUUCCCCAGUAAUUAUGGCAGAAGUCAUUGUGAUAUAGAAAAAUGUAGGGUUGGGGGAAGUGUAGAAUGAAUUCUUACCACAUUCAUCACAGGGAUGUGCAGUAGAUUCAUUUUUAAUCAUAUUGAUUUAAAAAAAUGCACAAUUAACUGAGAAGAGUCUUUGACUACCAAGUAUUAAUAAUAAUAAAUUAAACCAGAGGUUGUAUGAACAAUGGCAGGGCAUUAAGAGAAAAACUUGUUUGUAACUGCUCAUAAACAACUCUUUCCUUGGCAAUACGCCCCCUUUCAGGUAUUGUGUUAUUUGCUUGGUAACAGCAAAUGCCCUGCAGGAGCAGACACAAAGGUGCUCUACUCUGCUGCCAGCCAAAAGCUAUGCAGAUAUGAGUGAGUGUUUUUAGCAGCACUUCAAUGCCUGUGAUGUUUAUUUCAGUGCCUCCUAUGUUUUAAAGAUAAUAAUACCUAUACUCACAUAAUUCUUAAUCUUUGUAUUCCUCUUUUGCCUCAGCAGUGCAAAGUUUGUUGCCUCAUUGUCUGUCUUUCCAGGAUUUGCAGUGUUCCAUUGUGGUAUUUUUGUUUGCAAGUAGACUUGAAGCUGCAGAAAUCAGAUUUGUACCGAUUAGAUGGACUGUAUUUCUCAUUAAGAGAACAAAUGAAGAAAAGCAGUGCAAGCAGAUCUCUGUAAUUGCAGCAUGUAUGUAUGUGUGUGCAGAAUGUUAUUGGCUUCUGAUGAUAUCAUCACUGAUCCAACAUUUCUCAGAGACGUGCAACAAAGUGCACAGAAAGUAAUAAAAAAAAGCUUCACUAUGAGUAAAUCCUGUGUGUUCCAGUAAUAACUGUAAACCUUGUGUUGAACCUCAUGCUCCGAGUAUUGAUUAUUGCUUUACGUAGAGGUCAAAGACAGGAAAGGUCUAUUCCUUUACAUAGAAUUUACACUGAAGAUGAAAGCAAACAAGAGAAGUUUCCUGCCUUAUCACAUGCCUAAAACUCUACCCUAAUGUGUGUUUCUCUGCUAAAAAUUAAAAUACUCUACAGAUACUGAA
This is a messenger RNA of Coturnix japonica (Japanese quail), 3549 nucleotides long. The record is from RefSeq and is a predicted model, not a curated record. Lineage: Eukaryota; Metazoa; Chordata; Aves; Galliformes; Phasianidae.